GCGCUGCUCCUGCUAGGACUGCUCCUCAUAGGGGAUCAUAUAUUUUCGAAAAACACAAGUCGGAUAAAAAGGAACAGUCUCUCCCAACUUGCUACCCGAGUCUGCUUUGACAUUUUCCCACGUAAAAAGGGCUGCGGGGAGAUGGAGAGUGAAAUUAGGGGUGACAUGAAGAGGACCGGAAGACCUGAAGAGUAUAAUUCUCUGUAAAGAAACCAGCAAGGUUUUGCCAUUACCUUCAGCACUUUAUGGGGACCCUCUCUAUGCCUGAAUCAUCCAGAAUGAAUUCUGGAAUGGAAUAAGAUCUAAGCCAAUGGAGUCCCAUGAAGGAUACUGUUCCCUAAUACUGCAAUGGAGUGAAAAGAGACGGUCGCUGGACCAUACACAACCCUAGGGUCCUGGACCUAGAGAGACGCUUGUAAUCUGUGGAUCUGAGGACUCGAGUGUUCGAAUGACCUGCAUUUCUUUGAAAUCCAUUUUAAUUUGCAAAUAAAAAAAUAAAGAUAUUUUGAAAGAUAAUAACUAUGAAUUUUAGUGUCAAUCAGCUCCAAUAGUUUGGAGUUAGUGGUGAGAUACCCAAGGUUUUUAGUAAGAUUUUAACCUUGUUUUACCAGUUGCAUCCCAAAUUGACCUUGAUAAUGAUACCAAGGCCAUUUCAAUGGUUAUAGGUCCCACGAUCUUCUACUCAAAGGAUCUUGUCCAUUGCAGGAUUUCCCAAAUGAAUGUGUUUGAAUAAUUUCAAAAAAAUACCAUGUAUGGAUUGAAAUGGUCAAUUUGAAUUCUCAGGGAGUUUUGUAUCAAUAUCAGGCCCACUCCCUUUGACGCCAUACUUGUUUUAGAGAUUGUGGAGCUCCCGUCAACGACGUGAAACUGUGCUACCCAUAAAGCAUAUGGGAAAGCUAGUCUUGGAAAUCUCCAAUGGAGUUUUCCCUUGUACAGUAAAAAAAGACAUCUCUGUUACCAGAAUGGAUUUGAUACCAGUGUAGACAGACAGUGGAUAUACGUCUGGAAAAACUCAAUGGCGAAGAUCACACGGGAAAGAUAAGUCUGUUUUCAAAAUGAUUUGUCAAGUUUCUUCUGCAAAGAGAAAAAACAUUCUGCAGUCUUUCUAAAUUCACCGAAUCAUGGCGUGUCAUGACAUGCCCUGCAUCCUGCGACGGAAUUAUUUAAGACAAUUGAAUACUCAAGAAUCUUGUGAAUGAAUCCAAGAGUCCUAGAACAGAAAUCUUGGUUGUCCUUGGUGUGUUUGUUCUUCAACAUUGCUGGCUUGAGGACUCUUUUCACCUCUCCGGUAAUCUCCGUCAUAUGUAGAGCCAAUCAGGAUUUUCCAAAAUGGCUACCUGUUGGAGACUGGGAGCUUGUAGCCUGUUGGUGGCCCUUUGGCUUUUGCAUUGCUGUAGUUGUGGAUGGUCAGAGACCACAAGGACUAAUGGCGUGGCCAAGGGUGAAACGAAGGAGCAGGAGCUCAUGUCCCAUGAACGAGUGAAGAGAGGAUGGGUGUGGAACCAAUUCUUUGUGGUGGAGGAGUACACAGGCACGGAACCACUCUACGUUGGAAAGAUACAAGAUGUGUUAGACUCAGUUAAACCCACACUCUGUGAGAUGUGCAUGCCACCAAACAGUGGGCCACCGACAAAAAACAUCCACACAGAUUCGGACGAGGGCGAGGGGAACAUCAAGUACACCAUCUCCGGGGAAGGGGCGGGCACGAUCUUCAUCAUCGACGAGCUGACGGGCGACAUCCACGCCACCGAGCGAUUAGACCGCGAGGAGCAGAGCUACUACACCCUCAGAGCUCAGGCCCGGGACCGGCUCACCAACCACCUGCUGGAAUCAGAGUCAGAGUUUGUCAUCAAAGUCCAGGAUAUCAACGACAGUGAACCCAAGUUCCUGGAAGGGCCCUAUAUCGGGAGUGUGGGAGAGCUUUCACAAAUAGGAACAUCGGUGAUGAAGGUCACUGCGUCGGAUGCAGAUGAUCCUACAUACGGGAGCAGUGCCAGGGUUGUGUACAGCGUGCUGGACGGAGAGAGGUUCUUCACAGUGGACAGACAGACAGGACUGAUUCGGACGGCCGUGGCAGAUCUGGACCGGGAGAAGCAGGAUCGCUACGAGCUGGUCGUCAAGGCAACCGACAUGGCAGGCCAAAUGGGCGGUCUCUCCGGCUCCACCACAGUGACCAUAGUUAUCACAGAUGUUAAUGACAACCCACCACGCUUUCCACAGAAGAUGUACCAGUUUUCAAUGUCUGAGGGGGCAGCCGUGGGGACGCCGGUGGGGAGGGUGAUCGCCACGGACGCGGACAUGGGGGAGAACACAGACAUGAGCUACCUGAUCAAAGAUGAGGAGGGCGGGGAACUCUUCAAAGUCACCACCGACAGUGACACGCAAGAGGCCAUCAUCACCAUCAAAAAGGCAUUGGACUUUGAGAGCAAGCGCACACACAAUGUGGUGGUGGAGGCUGUCAACAAGCACGUAGACCCCCGCUUUUCGGAGCUGGGUUCUUUUCGGGACCAGACCAUCGUGCGGGUCAGUGUAAACGACAUUGAUGAGCCGCCUGUCUUCCACCCUGCUGAGGGAACCAUCUUGGAGGUCCAGGAGGAUGCUAGGCUAGGGGCGCUGGUGGGCACUGUGACUGCCAAGGAUCCGGACAUGGAGAACGCGCCUGUCAGGUACUCUAUUGACCAGAGUACGGACCAGGAGCAGAUCUUCCACAUUGAUCCAGUUUCGGGUGCCAUCACGCUGGGCAAUAUUCUGGACCGAGAGACGGCUGGCUGGCACAACAUUACUGUGAUGGCAGUGGAAGCAGAUAAUGUAUCCCAGAUAUCCCAUUCGUCAGUGAGCAUUCGUAUCCUGGAUGUGAAUGAUAACCCUCCUGAACUGGCCACGCCCUAUGAGGCAUCCAUCUGUGAGGAUGCCAAGCCGGGUCAGCUCAUUCACUCUAUCAGCGUGGUGGAUAGGGACGAGCCGCAGUUGGGCCACCGCUACUACUUCACCCUGGCACCGGAGGCCACCAACAACCGCCACUUCACCCUGUGGGAUGUCAAAGACAAUACUGCGGGAAUCCGGACACAGCGCUCAGGCUUCAACCGCCACGAGCAGAACGUCUACCUUCUGCCUAUCCUGGUAGUGGAUAGCGGGCCUCCCGCCCUGAGCUCCACGGGCACCUUGACCAUCCACGUGUGUGGCUGUGACCCGGAGGGCACCAUCCAGUCCUGCAAUGCCACCGCCUACGCCAUUAGCACCUCACUCAGUCCCGGGGCCCUCAUAGCCCUACUGGUUUGCAUGCUCAUACUCAUUGUCCUGGUGCUGCUAAUCCUGACCCUGAAGCGUCACCGCAAGGGCCAGAGCAUGUCGGAGGAUGAGGAGGACAUGCGCGACAAUGUCAUCAAGUACAACGACGAGGGUGGCGGCGAGCAGGACACGCAGGCCUACGACAUGAGUACCCUGCGCAACCUCUUUGACUUUCCAGAGACCAAGGGUAGCUCGUCCGAGUCAGGCCCUGAACUACGCACGCUGCCCCAGUGGAUUCAGGGGCGGAUGAGUGGUGACGGGGAGGCGGCCGACUUCUCCCUCUUCAAGGGCUACAUCCGCAAGAAGGUGGAGCAGACAGAUGGCGACCUGUCGGUGCCGCCCUACGACUCAUUCCAGACGUACGCCUUCGAGGGAAACAGCUCGCCGGCCCUCUCUCUCAGCUCCAUCCACACCUUGUCCACCACAUCUGAUCAGGAUUUCUCCUACCUCAGCGACUGGGGGCCGCGCUUCAGGCAACUGGCGGGAUACUAUGCCCCGGGACAUCCUGAGGAAGACGGCUCCUAGCGUUGUCCUCGGCCCAGACCCUUUCUCCUUUUCCAUCCCCUGCACUGUAUCAAGAGCCCAGUGUCAAAACUGUCCUAAAAAGCACUCCUCCAACUCCUUCAGAGCAACAGAACUGAAUCCCAGUCAGUGUGAGUCGGAAAUCAAUUUGGUCAACAACAAAAAAUCUUAUUUCGAAACUUCAAGUUUGACUUUUUUUCAAAGAGAAACAUUGAGUUUUCACAUGGUUUGAAAAGUCAUGGUGAUAGGUGGGCUGAUGAGGGAUUAAAGGAGGUGUUAUCCAUUCACUAUUCCCUUUACAGUAAAGAACAAAGGAGUAAGACGUAAUACAAUAUAAGUGGUGCGCCACAGGUUACAAUACAAUUACAUUUUACAUUUGUUUCUGGGUAUUUUCUGUCUGGAGUCAAAGACUGGUCCAUUUUUAGCUUUGUGAGUGUGGAGGCUCUGAGGACAUUCAGAGAAAUGAACAUUAUGAAACUCAACAGGGGGUUAAUAUGUAUCUGUGAUAAAUAUGUAUUUAUUUAUGAACAAAUAUUAAUGUAUUUAUUCCUUUUGUAUUUAUGUAUUUAUUUUGUCCAUAAUCACCGCACCACUUGUAACAAUGGACAUCAAAUGAAGAAUGAUAUAGAAAUAUUUAUUAUGGUGAAAAAAACCUGAGGAGAGAAGAGCUUCUGUAUAAGCACGUAGCAGAGGACUUAACAAAGGUGAUAUUUGGGUCACAAACAACUACAGUCUUGGAAAUAUUUGUAUUUAUUUUUCAGGAACACUUUUGUAAAAUAGACAACACGACUGGAAGACGGAGCGCGACUAAAAAGAAAAGGGUCAGAGAACAAAGGAUGAGUCGAUUCAGUGCAAAGAUUGGUUUUGGUUUGAUAUGCUUUCAAUGUAUUGUAAAGAUUUGAGGUGUGAUGAAGGAUGUGGGACAUUAGGUGUUAACUGGGUUUUUGCUUGGCUUUUUCACCGCCAUUUAAAAGGCAAUAAGGCACAAUCCGCACAAGUGAUUCAAGACUAUACUGUAUGAAAUGACCGUGUUUUUUUCAUGGAGUUGGGUAUUUGUUCAUUCCAGAAUUUGUAUGUGUGUGUCCAACUUGUUUUCUAUUCCAGAAGAUUUGAUUACUUUUAUUUCACAGGGUGGAUGAAUAUGUGGGGUGACAGGUACAGAAAUAAGGGAUGAGUAGAUGGAAUUCCUCCACCCAGUAUCCAAAACCUAUUUAAUGUUGAUCUUAAACUUGCAAAUGUAUGGAAAAUAAAAUCAAUAAAAAAUGUAAUGAUUUGUUUUGUUAAAAGACUGAUGGCUUUUUCUCCACAUUGUAAAAACUGAG
Molecule: messenger RNA, 5132 nt
Organism: Oncorhynchus keta (chum salmon)
Lineage: Eukaryota; Metazoa; Chordata; Actinopteri; Salmoniformes; Salmonidae
Product: cadherin-22-like
Exons: 14
Coding region: 1330-3813 (827 amino acids)
Biological process (GO): multicellular organism development; homophilic cell-cell adhesion; adherens junction organization
Cellular component (GO): catenin complex; plasma membrane; adherens junction
Molecular function (GO): cadherin binding; calcium ion binding
Source: RefSeq, a predicted model, not a curated record